GAUUAUAGAUGUCGCCCCGAACAAUGUAGGCACAGGUCUGCAGGACAACGCUGGCGUGAGGCGAGGUAUGGUCACGUGACGGUUGUCGUGACGCGAGCACCGCGAGACGGUCACGUGCUGCUCACCGCGAUUGAUUGCGAGGCUGGUUCAACGAGGGUUCGUGUCGUAAGCUGCGGUGCACUCAGACCUGAAUGUGCCACUCGUUCUUGCUGGAAACACUCCCUGCGCGGGGCUCUUGGUGACGGCGGCUGGAAAAAUACAGUAAAUACAAUUGCCUUGCGAGCAGAAGUUUGGAGACAAAUGCAGCUAGAUGAAGAAACGACAUUUGAGGGGGGAAGCCGACCGUUGGAAGAGCCAGAGGCAAUGAGAACUACUGAUGAUCAGGAGGACCCCGUGGGUUGCCAUGACGAGACGGAGGUGGUCGAGAUGGCCAUGGUCGCGCUGUCGUUGCUGAGGCGAGACGACAAAACAAUGUUGCAGCAGGUCAAGCACCUGGUCAAGGCCAACCAUCAACUGGCACAAAAGGUGUUCACAACCGAAGUGGACGGCUGGACGCCAGUCCACGCAUGCGCACUGAGAGGCAAGAAAAAAGUUCUCAAAGCCAUGCUGCAGGCCGGCAUCGACGUGAACCUCAAGAUGGGCCAGCCAGAUGGCCUGCCAGGUCAGUGCAACCUCCUCCACAUCGCUGCCAACCGGCCGGACAAAAAGAUCAUCGACUACCUCAUCCAUCAUGGCGCCGACGUCAACGCCAGGGACUCGUUCGGUCGGACGCCCAUCUUCUACGCCCACCGCGCAGGCAACAAGGACUGUGUCAGGACUCUGGCCGACAGCGGCGGCCAUCUCUCGGACAUGGCGGAGGAGUCGGAGAUUCCAUGUGUGACAGAAAGUGAGGAGACGACCACACCAGAACCGAGAACCACAAGGUUCUGUUUUCUAGCCGUGCCUCAUCAUAACUAUCAUCACAAUCAUCAGACACACCAUCAGCGUCGUUCCCCCCUCACACACCGCAGAAGGCAUCAGCAUCAUCAACAGCAGCAACAGCAGCAGCAGCAACAACAACAACAACAACAACAACAACAACAGAAGACUCAGCUCCAGCACACCUAGUGGUGCUCUUCAAACUGACAAGGAGUGUGUGAAACAUGAAAAGAAAACUUCUUGUGUCUAUACUGUUCGAGAAAAUAUUGCAAUGAAAGUCGUGUGUGAAAGAACAGGUAAUAAGACAUUUUACAAUGAGCAAGUUCAGACUCUUUACUCCUGAAUCCUUUCUUGGCUAUCCGGAAGCCAGCAGCUAUUUUUUCCAAUCGUUCACUGGAGUUAUGAGCACAACUGUUUAACUCUCAGACUUGCUACCUUCUGAAACGCAUCAAAUAUAAAAAGCCGAAAGAAAACAUUUUGUCAGGUUUUAUAUGUAAAAUAUUAUAAGCUCAGAUUACCAUCUGUAUGUGUGUGUGUAUGUCUGUGUGUGUUUCACGGUCCAGCACUAAUGAUUCUAGAAAGAUGUCCCUGACGGCACCAUAGAUACGUCACAGAAGGUUUUGAUGAAGCAUGACACUGACGGCUUAUCUCCCCUCGCAAUGUGUUCAGAGUGUUUUACUCGCUCAACAGAUAACGAUGGUUGCGUUCCUCCUCCUCCACCACUCACAAGGACAACCAAUCGACGUGAUAGAAACGCAGUUUCAUGAAAACAAUUACAGAAACCAGCCUCCACCCGUGGCGACCGGCUCCUGCCAUGAACACCACUGGGAUGUCUGGUGAGAGAGCGAAAAGGGGAGAUAAUGAAGAUAAAUGUAUUGGAAGUGACACGAGUGCACCGCGGAAGAAAUAAAAUGUGCUUUAGGAACAAUCUUUCCAUAUGUAGCGACAUAAAAACAGAACAUCGUGCCUUGUAAGACUGGUGUUUCUGCAUCUCUAAUGUCUCUCGUCUCUAUACAUCUUGAGCGCUGUCUCUGUCCCAUGUUCGUCUCUGUCUCUUGUCUCGCAUCUGUCUUUUUCGCAAUGUCGGGAAGUGACAAAUAAACACAAAUAAGAAUUGUU
Messenger RNA from Pomacea canaliculata, 2037 nucleotides. RefSeq names its product serine/threonine-protein phosphatase 6 regulatory ankyrin repeat subunit C-like. Gene Ontology annotation, molecular function: protein binding. The record is from RefSeq and is a predicted model, not a curated record. Lineage: Eukaryota; Metazoa; Mollusca; Gastropoda; Architaenioglossa; Ampullariidae. Bases 301 to 1107 code for a protein of 268 amino acids. The transcript has 3 exons.